Durio zibethinus is the source of this 2231-nucleotide messenger RNA. RefSeq lists its product as uncharacterized. Gene Ontology annotation, biological process: mRNA processing; spliceosomal complex assembly; protein deubiquitination. The record is from RefSeq and is a predicted model, not a curated record. Gene Ontology annotation, molecular function: cysteine-type deubiquitinase activity; zinc ion binding. NCBI's taxonomy places the organism in Eukaryota, Viridiplantae, Streptophyta, Magnoliopsida, Malvales, Malvaceae.
GGCCUAAGCUUCAAUUUUUUCUCAAUAGGGUUGGAUUGGACAAUCAAGUUUCUUUCAACACCGGAUCUUACCGCCUUAGAAGAGCAACUCUGUUAUUUUACCCUCUACUCUCUUGUGGAUGUGUCCUUAAAAUAUCGACGGCCGGCGACAAUUUGCAGUAGAUGAUUAACUUGAGCUUUUCCUUCUGAGUGGAAAAUCCUCUAUCAAGUUCGCCAGUAAACUCUUUUUUGUAAGCUAUUUAUUUUUGUUAAUCUAUAGUAUUUUUUCCGUUGCCGAUAUCUCCUUAUAUAUCCCUUCCUUUAUAAGAACCCUAGAUAGUUGGCUAUGGAUUUUCUCGCUUUUAUUUUCUCAUCAUCCAAAAGGAACAGUUUUUUUUUUCAUUUAUUUUAGGUAAAUAAAUGCAAUGGAAGAUAUUAGGAGAAUUUAAUUUAAUUGAUGAAAGGUAUUGUGUUAUAUUAGCGGAAAACGAGAGAGUUAAAGAGGGGAAAAGGAUGAAAACAAAUAGGAAAGAUGGUGAUAGCGUAUAUGGGGAAGGGGACUCGAAAAGGCAGAGGAUUGUGGAUUCGCCAUCUUCACCUUCUGAAGAACCACUGGUGCCUUACAAUGAUGAUGAAGAUGAUGAAAGGAGGGCACUGAGUCACAUCGGCGGUGGAGAAGAGGAUGGUCAUAGAUUUGAAACUGAAGAAGAUGACGAUGAUGAUGAUCCAUUUGGGCAAGGGUCAGUUCUAGAAAAAACAAAUCGCCAGGUUGAAGUACGAAGAGACUGCCCUUACCUUGAUACUGUUAACCGCCAGGUGCUGGAUUUUGAUUUUGAGAAGUUUUGUUCGGUCUCUUUGUCGAAUUUGAAUGUGUAUGCGUGUCUGGUCUGUGGAAAGUAUUACCAAGGAAGAGGGAAGAAGUCCCAUGCUUACACUCACAGUCUAGAAGCAGGACAUCAUGUCUACAUCAAUCUUCGAACAGAGAAGGUGUAUUGUCUCCCUGAUGGGUAUGAAAUUAAUGACCCAUCAUUAGAUGAUAUACGCCAUGUUCUUAACCCAAGGUUUUCCAGAGAACAAGUUGAACGACUUGACAAGACCAAGCAAUGGUCUAGAGCACUUGAUGGUUCAGAUUACCUUCCAGGAAUGGUGGGGCUGAAUAAUAUUCAAAAAACUGAUUUUGUCAACGUCACCAUUCAAUCUUUAAUGAGAGUUACUCCCUUGAGGAACUUUUUCCUUAUCCCUGAAAAUUACCAGCACUGUAGAUCUCCACUUGUUCAUCGAUUUGGAGAACUGACACGGAAGAUUUGGCAUGCUCGAAACUUUAAAGGACAGGUGAGCCCUCACGAGUUUCUACAGGCAGUUAUGAAAGCCAGUAAAAAACGGUUUCGAAUAGGUGCGCAGUCUGAGCCAGUUGAAUUCAUGUCAUGGCUUCUUAAUACGCUGCAUGCAGAUCUUAGAACUUCUAAGAAAAGUAGCAGCAUCAUCCAUAAGUGCUUUCAGGGGGAAUUGGAGGUUGUAAAAGAUACACAGAACAAAGCUAUCAGUGAGAAGAAAGAAAGUGGUGGGGAACAGAAUGGAGCUCUGAAGAUUACUGAUGGUGUAAUUGAGAAUAAUAACAUUGCUGCUGAAACUUACAGAAUGCCCUUUCUGAUGCUUGGAUUAGAUUUGCCAGAACCACCUCUUUUCAAAGAUGUGAUGGAGAAAAAUAUAAUACCUCAGGUUCCUUUGUUUAACAUACUGAAGAAGUUUGAUGGUGAGACUGUAACAACUACUGUUCGUCCUCCAGCAAGGAUGAGAUAUAGGGUCACCAGAUUGCCGCAGUACUUGAUACUUCACAUGCGCCGCUUUACUAAGAAUAAUUUCUUCAGAGAAAAGAACCCAACAUUGGUGAACUUUCCUGUGAAAAACCUAGAGUUGAAGGACUACAUUCCUCUGCCAGCACCAACCAAAGAGAAUGAAAGGCUGCGCACCAAGUAUGAUCUGAUUGCUAAUAUUGUUCAUGACGGUAAGCCUGAUGAGGGGUUCUACAGGGUCUUCGUACAAAGAAAGUCGGAAGAACUAUGGUAUGAGAUGCAGGAUCUGCAUGUUUCUGAAACACUUCCUCAGAUGGUUGCAUUAUCUGAAGCUUAUAUGCAGAUAUAUGAGCAGCAACAGUAGGAUAGGAAAUCCGAUGAACUGAUAUUAUUGGCGUAUGAUUACUUCUUGUUGUUGCCUUUAACAACACUCCUCCAUAGUGUAACCCCUUUUUUUUAU